Molecule: messenger RNA, 908 nt
Organism: Papaver somniferum (opium poppy)
Lineage: Eukaryota; Viridiplantae; Streptophyta; Magnoliopsida; Ranunculales; Papaveraceae
Product: glutathione S-transferase F9-like
Exons: 2
Coding region: 117-752 (211 amino acids)
Cellular component (GO): cytoplasm
Molecular function (GO): glutathione binding; glutathione transferase activity
Source: RefSeq, a predicted model, not a curated record
ACUCCAUAUAAACACACAAACUUUACACUUCAUUUCUCCAUUAGUUAUUCUACAUCUUUUCUUCAAACUUCAUUUCUUAUUCACCAGCAAAGCUAGUUAGAUCAAACCAAUAAAAAAUGGUAGUGAAAGUAUAUGGAACGGCUAUGGCAUCCGCAUCGAGAAGAGUCCUCAGUUGCUUAAUCGAAAAGAAUGUGGAAUUUGAGAUCAUACCUGUUGAUUUGAUGAAAGGCGAACAUAAGCAACCUGAAUUCCUCAAAUUGCAGCCCUUUGGAGUUGUCCCAGCAAUACAAGAUGGUGACUUCAUUCUCUAUGAAUCAAGGGCGAUCAUACGGUACUACGCGGAGAAGUACAGGGAACAGGGACCAGAUUUGCUUGGAAAGACAGUAGAAGAAAGGGCCGUAGUAGAACAAUGGCUAGAAGUUGAAAGCCAGAAUUAUCAUCCACCCAUAUACAACUUAGUAAAGCAUCUCCUAUUUCAUCCAAAGAUGGGAUUGCCUAUUGAUGAGAAGCUAAUGGAAGAGAGUGAAGAGAAGCUUGGCAAGGUUUUGGACAUAUAUGAAGAGAGGCUUUCAAAGAGCAAGUAUUUGGCUGGAGAUUUUUACAGUCUUGCUGAUCUUACUCAUUUACCUUUCACACAUUACUUGGUGAAUGAUAUUGGUAAGGCAUAUAUGAUCAAGGACAGGAAACAUGUGAGUGCUUGGUGGGAUGAUAUUACUAGCAGAUCAUCUUGGAAACAGGUCCUUGAGAUCUAAGAAACGGAAAAAAACCAUUCAAGUUGUAGCUUGAGGUCUCUCUAGCAGUCUGUUCUCAUUUUAAUAAAGAGGAAUUGAUGUUUUAGUUGUUUCUGCUGUUGUAUCUCAAUUCUCAACAAGUAUCAGGAAUUCAUAAACAUUUCUACUUCCCCACAA